This is a messenger RNA of Pollicipes pollicipes, 2387 nucleotides long. It is a transcript of the gene AP-2mu, whose product is annotated as adaptor protein complex 2, mu subunit. The record is from RefSeq and is a predicted model, not a curated record. Gene Ontology annotation, biological process: vesicle-mediated transport; intracellular protein transport. Gene Ontology annotation, cellular component: clathrin adaptor complex. The transcript is spliced from 9 exons. The coding region runs from base 117 to 1415 and encodes 432 amino acids. Lineage: Eukaryota; Metazoa; Arthropoda; Thecostraca; Pollicipedomorpha; Pollicipedidae.
CCGACCGGCCGGGACCGCUGAGGCUGUGAGCGUCGCCGCCGCCCAUCGCCGCCCUCCGCUGCCGCCGCUGCCGCCGCUGCCCGCCGCUGUCCGCGGUCAGCUCCCAGCCGGUCACCAUGAUCGGCGGCCUCUUCAUCUACAACCAUAAGGGCGAGGUGCUGAUCUCGCGCGUCUACCGUGACGACAUCGGCCGGAAUGCCGUCGACGCCUUCCGAGUCAACGUCAUCCACGCCCGCCAGCAGGUGCGCUCGCCGGUCACCAACAUCGCUCGCACCUCCUUCUUCCACAUCAAGCGGGCCAACAUCUGGCUGGCUGCCGUCACCAAGCAGAAUGUCAACGCUGCCAUGGUGUUCGAGUUUCUGCUCAAGAUGAUCGAAGUCAUGCAGUCGUACUUCGGGAAGGUCUCCGAGGAGAACAUCAAGAACAACUUCGUGCUGAUCUAUGAGCUGCUGGACGAGAUCCUGGACUACGGCUACCCGCAGAACACCGACACGGGUAUUCUGAAGACGUUCAUCACGCAGACGGGCAUCAAGUCGGCUAGCAAAGAGGAACAGGCCAUGAUCACCUCUCAGGUGACGGGCCAGAUUGGCUGGCGGCGCGAGGGCAUCAAGUACCGGCGCAACGAGCUCUUCUUGGACGUGCUGGAGUAUGUGAACCUGCUGAUGUCACCGCAGGGUCAGGUGCUGUCAGCCCACGUGGCCGGCAAGGUGGUGAUGAAGUCCUACCUCUCCGGCAUGCCCGAGUGCAAGUUCGGCAUCAACGAUAAGAUUCUGAUGGAGGCUAAGAAAGGCGCCAGCGACGACGCCACCCGCUCGGGUCGCACCAGCAUUGCGAUCGACGAUUGCCAGUUCCACCAGUGCGUUAAGCUGUCCAAGUUCGAGACAGAGCACGCCAUCAGCUUCAUCCCGCCGGACGGCGAGUACGAGCUGAUGCGCUACCGCACCACCAAGGACAUCUCGCUGCCGUUCCGCGUCAUCCCGCUCGUCUGCGAGGUCGGCAGGACCAAGAUGGAGGUCAAGGUGGUGAUCAAGUCGAGCUUCAAGCCGUCGCUGCUGGCGCAGAAGAUCGAGGUGCGCAUCCCGACGCCGCUCAACACCUCCGGCGUGCAGCUGAUCUGUAUGAAGGGCAAGGCCAAGUACAAGGCCUCGGAGAACGCCAUCGUCUGGAAGAUCAAGCGCAUGGGCGGCAUGAAGGAAUCGCAGAUCUCGGCCGAGGUGGAGCUGCUGCAGACCGACAACAAGCGGAAGUGGACCCGACCGCCCAUCUCCAUGAACUUCGAGGUGCCGUUCGCGCCGUCCGGCUUCAAGGUGCGCUACCUCAAGGUGUUCGAGUCCAAGCUGAACUACUCAGACCAUGACGUCAUCAAAUGGGUGCGCUACAUCGGCCGCAGUGGGCUCUACGAGACCCGCUGCUAGCGUCGCGUCCGCGGCGCCGCAGGCCACACAGCAGCGCAGGACCGAGCCGAGAGGCGGCGGCGUCCCGGCCGGGCCGGGGGCGCCGGCACAGGCUCGAGGACGGGCGGACGGGCGGCGGGGGCACCGGUGACAGGCUCCCGUGUGCUCCGUCCGGUCCGAGGCGUUUGCUUCCGUUUUUGGUUUAUUGAGAGACAGCUGCAUGUUAGGUGUGACGUUAUGCGCCCAUGACAGAAUUGGAACAGCGUCGGUAUGCGCACGGUUGGGUCGCUUCGAUCUACGAGACAGCUUUGCUUGCGGCUCGCGUUGGGAGAGGUCGUAUUGACAAUGCUGGUGUAUCUCCACGUGCCCGGAUUCGUGUAUGACUUUAUGAAAACCCUGCUUAUGGUCGGAAGUGUCUUUUCUACAUUUAGUUCAAUAUUGGGGGCGGUGAGAAUUCCAAUAUCAUCAUGAAGCCGGCCUGGCGUCAGGCUGGCACCGAGCGUCAGUCGGGGCGCGGGGUGGAUCUCACCACGGAUCGCACGACAUUCCUCGUAGGCGCAGGACCGGGGCGCGUCGUUAACAGAUCUGGUGGUGCCGCUUCCCACGGGUGUCCAGCGGUGCGCGCGCGGGCCGGGAUGUCAACCCGGCGCUGCCGUGAGCACGUCGCUACUCGCGAACGCCCCGGCCGAUACAGGCCGCGUUGUUCGCGGGCGGCGCGAGGAGGCGCUGGACCGCGGCCGUCUUCGCGGCGCAUGGAUGUAAUAGCGUGGUUGUUCUGUGGUUCUAAUCUGGCGUGCAUUCCGUUAUGUGUUGUUAUCCUGUGGCAGAUAUCUAGACCUUUCCCUGCUUAUCGCGUCGUCCUGUCGGGUCGCCACCUUGUUAGUGAUCACCUCCGUAGCAGUGGUUCCAUGUCGGCCCCCCUGUAUUCGUCAGACGAGCGCCAAUCAUGUUUACGUCCAAGCUAUGGCACCAAUACACAGCUGCUUAGUCGAA